GGUCAAAUGUUUACAAAAUGUGCCAAAAAAAACUCUUUGAAUGUAUUUUUUGUGUACAUCACAAGCACAGCAUCAUUCAAUCAAUUUAGUACAGUUUAUUAACAGUCAAUUAAAAAUGACGAUAACAAUGGUUCACACACAAUAUGGAUCGAUUGAAGGGUCCAUAAGAACUUCAAAGCUAGAGAAGGAAUACUUAAGUUUUCAAGGAAUUCCUUUCAUGCAACAGCCAGUUAAAGAAUUGCGUUUUAGAGAUCCACAGGCACCAGAGUCAUGGACAAUUCCAAUAGAUUGCACAAAAGAUUGUUCAAGUUUCUGCAAUUUUAUAGGUUUAAGAAGUGGAAUAGAAGAUGCAGCUGGAAUUAAUGUAUUUGUUCGUAUUAAUGCACUUAAAAAAGACCGGUUGUUGCCCGUUUUUGUAUAUAUUCACGGCGGUGGGUUCUUCAGCGGUUCUAGCCGUCAUGAUCUCUGUGGACCUGAUUACAUAGUCGAACGUGACACUGUAUUAGUCACAUUCAAUUAUAGACUUGGUGUAUUGGGAUUCUUAAGUCUUAAUGAUCCAUCCCUAAAUAUUCCUGGCAACGCAGGUCUUAAAGAUCAAGUAUUUGCACUCAAAUGGAUUCAGCAAAACAUAAAAGCAUUCGGUGGUGAUCCAAAUAAUGUCACACUGUGCGGUGAAAGUGCUGGGGCUGUAAGCAUACAUCUCCACAUGAUAUCCGAGCAAUCACGUGGAUUAUUUCAAAAAGCUAUUCUCAUUUCCGGAUCUGCUUUUAUCAAGUCAUGGGGUGUCAUUGAUAAAAGUGACUUUGCAGAACGAUUAGCGAAACGAUGUGGAUGGGACGGAAAUGGUGGUGAGGCAAAAAUGCUUGAAAUUUUACAAAAGGCUAAUCCACAUACAUUAAUGAAGUUUGGUGAUGUUACAAAUUUAUUUACUGAGGAUGAGUUCUCACAAUUCAUGAUUUUCGGAUUUCAACCUGUUGUUGAGCCUUAUGUUGGGAAUAAUUGCUUCCUUCCAAAAGAUCCAGUAUUAAUGGCACAAGAAGGAAUCUGGUCAACAGAUAUUGCUUGCAUGAUUGGAGCUGCUACAAUUGAAGGUGCUAUGUUUAGCUUUUUGAAUCGAAAUCAAAAGUCUAUCGACUUGUUACAAAAACCACAAUACUUUUGUCCAUCAAAGGAACUGAAUAUUGAUAUUAACAGCCCCAACGCAAUUAAGUAUGGACAAAUGUUAAAAGAAAUAUAUUUUGAAGACAAGCCUGUGACAAUGAAAAAUCUAGAACUUUUACUAGACUAUGCUGGUGAUCGCCAAAUCUGGCAUGGAGUUUACAAUGCAAUCAAGCAACGAAUUAAAGCUGGCGGUAAAACUUUCAUGUUCAGAUUCGAUGCAAAUACAAAAAUGAAUUUAAUUAAGCAAAUCGGAAAAAUUGAAUAUACAGGUGCAGCACACGGUGACAUGAGUUUGUACUUUUUGUCUAGUUCUUAUGUCGAGGCACCCAAGCCCAACAGUAUUGAGUAUAAAAUGAUGGAAAAAAUGACAAAAUUAAUUGAGAGUUUCCUGCUCACUGGAGAUCCAAACACUGCAGCAGAAAAUGUUGUGUGGGAACCUGUCACUGAAGAGUUUAAUUGCUUGACAAUUAAUGAAAAGAAUUUUGAGAUUGGAGUCUUUCCUGAGAAGGAUGUGCUAGAUGUUUGGAAUUCAAUUUUUGAAGAAGAAAAUGUGAAAGUUUAUUAAAAUAAAAGGCAAAAAAAUUGAUUUUUUA
This is a messenger RNA of Chironomus riparius, 1754 nucleotides long. The record is from the annotation of a GenBank genome assembly. NCBI's taxonomy places the organism in Eukaryota, Metazoa, Arthropoda, Insecta, Diptera, Chironomidae.